CAUUCCUAAUUCCAGCAACUUUUUCUUCCUUUUGCUGCAAGGAGAAUUCUUCUUACGAACAAGUCUUCAUUUUCCUCUAGUAGUUGCCAAGGAAAAGCAUAGGCAGCUCUGUUGCCUUUGUUCAUUUUCCUCUAUGGUUUUCAACAUCUUCUGAAGGGCGACAAUUAGGUUUUUGAAAAAAUAAGCAGGAUGAAAGGAGGAGGCGGUAGUACAGAAGAUUCAAAGUUAAGCCCCAAAAUCCAACUUGAAUUCGAAGAAGAGGAGGAGGAGGAAGACGAUCUCGAGACAGAAGAAGAUAGCAAAGCUAAAGGUACAACAAGAACCAGCUCUAGUAACAGCACGGUUGAAGAGAAUGGUAAAAAGACCAAUUCAGGAAGUGUACGGCAGUAUGUACGCUCAAAAACUCCGAGGCUACGGUGGACGCCUGAGCUCCAUCUUCGCUUUGUUCAUGCUGUUGAAAGAUUAGGAGGUCAAGAUAGAGCUACUCCAAAAUUGGUUCUUCAAUUAAUGAGCAUUAAAGGCCUCAGCAUAGCGCAUGUCAAGAGCCAUCUUCAGAUGUACAGAAGCAAGAAAACUGAUGAUCCCAAUCAAACAGUUUCUACAGAUGGAAGAUUCCUACUUGAAAAUGGAGAUCACCACAUUUUCAAUCUUACCCAACUUCCUAGGCUACAAGGGUUUAACCAAACUUCUUGUUCGAGCUUAAGGUACGAGAAUGCUUUAUGGAAUCGCCAAGCUAAUUCUGUGUACAAUCCUUAUAACAUGAAUAUUGGGGGUGUCUCAAGUAUGAGUACUAGGCAUGGGUUUUCAAGCCACAUCAAUGGCCACUCAUCAAAUGGUCAAUUAUUUCCAUGGAAUAAAACCCUUGAACUUGAGAAAAAUAACCAACACAGGACUCAAUUCCUUCAGAAUCAAAGAUUUUGGCCGACUCAAAUCGGCACAAGCUCUGCAAAACAAAAUCCCCUAAUGUCAAUACCGGUAAAUAGAAAUAGAGAUAAAGAUGAGAUAGUCACGCAAUUCAACAGAAGAGAGCAAGACAUGAUGACACAACUGCGCACUAAUAAUUCCCUUUCCUCGAGGGGAAAAGGAUGGAUGAGUGAUGAAGUUGCAGGGACGACGACGACAACAACAACAAGCACAUCGAAUAAAAGAAAGAAUCAAGAUUCAGAAAGCAAUCUCGAUUUGAAUCUUUCACUGAAAACAAGAGAGGAUAAUGAUGAUCAUCAGAAAAGAUUGAAAGCUGAAGAAGUUGGGAAUCUUCUUUCCCUUUCUUUGUUCUCAUCAAAUACAAAUACUACUGCAGUGGAUGACGAAAAUAAUGCAAAAAAGGCAAGUACCCUAGAUCUGACUUUGUGAAUGGAGACAAUAUUCUGAGUGAGAUUUUGAGGUACUUGUUUGAUUAAAUAGUAGUAGCAUCAUUUGCAGCAGAUCCUUGUCCCGUGUAUAUGCUAGCUGCCAUUGUGCAAAAGGUAACCUUGUCCGUUGCUUGUCUUGCUAUUCCCAAUUUGUAUGCAUAAGUCACUAGUAAUAUAUCACUGAGGAAACCUAGGCACCAAUUAGUUAGUUUUAUUUAUCCGAAUUUUUACUCAUCAACAUUAUUGGACAAUGGGAAUAAAUGGAAAUAUAAAUUAAACCCAACUCUUGGUCCUCGGCCUUGUUGUACACCUAAUUUUCUUGAAAAACUACUCUAGUUGUCAGUUAGCAGUGCAAAUAAUUAUUUAGAGAGACUUUGAAUUUAUUUUGUCAUUCUUCCAAGAAUCUCCUUGGUGAUCCAAUUGAAUGCAUGUGUAUAUGUUUCAGUGCAGAAUGGGCUUAGGAAUCAUUUAUAAACUCGUCAAAUUUCAUUUUAUUUUUUUAUAUAAUGGUUAGAAGUGAAACUAAGAGUUAAACACUUCGACAGUGUAUAUAACUCUCUUCCAUGAAAAAUAAUCUAUGAAGAAAGAUAUCUUCUACAAAUUAGGUAGGUUUUGGAAUGAUGCGAAUGCACAUACAUUAGGUAUUUGCCGUAAAGAAUUUCUUAUGUUAAUUAGCCGGAGAUCCUAUUUGCUUGAUAGACCGGAAUGUAUGUUGUUUUUUCCUCUAAGUUAUUCCUUCUGUCCCAAAAAGAUUGUCCUCCUUUCUUUUUUACUCUGUCCCAAAAAGGUUGUCCCCUUUCUAUAUUUAGAAACAAUUGAAGUUUAUGAGAUGAUUUACAGCCACACAAAUAUCUAAUGCUUAUUUUGGACCACACAUUUCAAAAUUCUUCUUUUAUUUUUUAAACUUUAAGCCAAGUCAAAAGAGGACAAUCUUUUGGGGAUGGAGGGAGUACAUUUUAGCUAUAUAUGAAUCAUAGUAUUCAGUUUCUUUAGAGUAGACUCAAAGUAAUGUUAUGUUUGUCAUAAUAUCGUGCUAAUUUCUUAUUUAAGAGAAAUUAUAAUGAAUCUUGAAACCGGAAAGAGGGCAUUAGUCAAGUUAGCUAGUUUCUAUAAUUAGAAACUCAUCUAUUCAUUAGGAUAGAAUCAUGAGAUAUGAAAGAUCAGUUAAUUCACUUCAUACAUAUUUGUAACACAAGUUUGUUACGUGUAGAUAACAUGCUAUCUCAUAGAUAUAUAGAGUUUGGAACCACAAGGAGUUAUCUCUUUCAUGUGACUAGCUAAUUACUUGUGAAACUUUCUCAUUUCUUAUAAAGUGCACCGAGACCGAGUAAUCUAUCUCCCUCACCCCCAUUGUUUCUCAUUCGGCUAGAUAUAGAUAUGCGGAUAAAAAAUUGUUCAUUCAUCCAACCAAUUAAUACGAGACAUAUCUCGUGUGUGUUAUCUUUAUACCAGUUAAUCAUGAUUAAAUACGUAAAUGGCACUAUGAAUUAUAAGUUUGACAAGUUUUUACUUAUGCACACCAGUCCAUUAGCACAUUAACCAAUGUGUGCUUUUACAUGUGUGUUUUGAAAUUCGCAUAACAUAGUUCUAGGAUUAUCUGGGUUUUACCCCUUGACCUGUGUGCUGCACUUCACUUUCAUACAUUUUAACUGCGAUUUUCCCUAUCAAAAGUUGAACUCCUAGUGAAAUCUUCAAUAACGCACUCUCACUAACAUCAUAUA
Molecule: messenger RNA, 3073 nt
Organism: Lycium barbarum (goji berry)
Lineage: Eukaryota; Viridiplantae; Streptophyta; Magnoliopsida; Solanales; Solanaceae
Product: two-component response regulator ARR10-like
Exons: 5
Coding region: 190-1353 (387 amino acids)
Molecular function (GO): DNA-binding transcription factor activity; DNA binding
Source: RefSeq, a predicted model, not a curated record